UCAGGACCACAAUUGGCUGUGGACUGUUCAUAUGAGCUGGAGUGGAAGGAGGUGUCCCCGAAUCAAGGUGAUAUGUAUUUACAGAGAGAAAAAUGAAUGCAUCAAAGACAAGGAUUGUAAGGAAGAAAAGAAAUGUUGCUAUUUCAGCUGUGGACUGAAAUGCAUAGACCCCAAAGAAGACCCAUGUGCAGAACCCAAAUUAAUUAGGCCUUGUGCCUACAGUAUGACCCGAUGGUACUACAACAUUAAAGAGAAUGCGUGCUACCCCUACCGGUACAACACAUGCAGUGACAUCCUUAACCGCUUCCAGUCUCAUCACGUUUGCAAGAGAACCUGCUUGGCAUUUGGACACGGAGCACCAGUAAAGCUCUUUGAGCUGGAUGGUGAAGCCUUUACUGUGCUAUUUUAAGCAGAUUCCUCCCUCUGCAAAGCUUCCAGAAUCUCCCUGCUUCCCAGAAUAGCAGCAUCUCAGAGCUAGAGGCCACCUCAGGGGUCAUCUGGCCCCAAGUCUACUUCUCCAGGAUCUCCUCCCCAAUACCCCAUUGCAAGCAUCCUGCAGCCUCCACAGGAAGGCCUCCAGUGAUGGGGAGCUCACUCCCUUCUGAGGGCAGCCAUCCCAUUCUUGGAUGGCCCUCAUUAUUAGGAAGUUUGAUUUUAUACACAAGGUCCCCAAGUAAGUCAGUGCAGAACCUUUAACUCCAGCCCCUCAUCUCCUGAUAUUUCUUAGAUGUGUGACCAUGGGUAAGGGCCUUCCUUCCCCUUUAUUAGCUUGGCUUUGCUCAUCUGGCAAUUGAGGGGUGGGACUUGAGGGUGUUCAAGGUUCCUUCAUGCCUACAUUUGUGAGCCUCUCUCCAGUAUGACUGAAAACCAGCCUGGAAUUGGAGGAGGAAUGGCGCACAAGGUCAAUCAUUUUCCAGGGAAAAAGAGCUGUUCUCUUUUGGGGCCAAGGGAGGCUGAAGACAUGUAAACAAAUGGGCUCAAGGCUAAGAAAUCAUGAGGGGGCCCAAAAACCCAGCCCUGGGGACUCUUUGUUGGUGUGGAUUCAUUUCAGUCAUGCCUGCCUCUGCAUGACCCCAUUUGGGUUUUCUUGUCAGAGACACUGGACUGGUUUCCCAUUUCCUUCCCCUGCUCAUUUGACAGUGAGGAAAGUGACUUCCCCAGGCUCCCACAGGUAGGCAUUGUCUGAGGCUGGAUUUGAACUCAGGUCUUCCUGACUCCAGGUCUGGAGCUCAUUCACUGCUCUAACUAGCUGCCCAGUGUCACUAUGGUGUAUGGUAAAGGACAGAGCAUUAAAAAGCCAGUACAGACCAAUAUCCCCUCUUCUUCCCAAGCUGCAGGGGACAGACUGAGCCUGGUGGAUGGGGGCCAAAGGGAAGGGAAGGGAGCAUGCAGGAGCUUCCAAUAGGGCCAGACAUAGCACCCUAAGAUUGUAGAACUGGGCAUUUUUGCCACUCCCUACUCACCCCCCACGUACUUCAUGUUACCCAAGAGAAAGUAUGGCCCCAACGUGGUUAUGUGAUAUGACCAAGGCCACACAGUAAGGGUCAGAGGAACACACGAACCCAAGUCUUCUCAUUCCCAAGCCAAUGUUCUUUCCCCUCUUCCACA
Dromiciops gliroides (monito del monte) is the source of this 1608-nucleotide messenger RNA. RefSeq names its product eppin-like. NCBI's taxonomy places the organism in Eukaryota, Metazoa, Chordata, Mammalia, Microbiotheria, Microbiotheriidae. Gene Ontology annotation, biological process: negative regulation of peptidase activity. The record is from RefSeq and is a predicted model, not a curated record. Gene Ontology annotation, cellular component: extracellular region. The coding region runs from base 32 to 409 and encodes 125 amino acids. The transcript has 4 exons. Gene Ontology annotation, molecular function: serine-type endopeptidase inhibitor activity.